This is a messenger RNA of Vigna unguiculata (cowpea), 4382 nucleotides long. Its product is annotated as RING/FYVE/PHD zinc finger superfamily protein. NCBI's taxonomy places the organism in Eukaryota, Viridiplantae, Streptophyta, Magnoliopsida, Fabales, Fabaceae. The record is from RefSeq and is a predicted model, not a curated record. Gene Ontology annotation, biological process: regulation of DNA-templated transcription. Gene Ontology annotation, molecular function: chromatin DNA binding; histone binding. Gene Ontology annotation, cellular component: nucleus.
AGAAAUUCUUUUGGGCUUCUCUCACACGCCAACAACAACAACAACUACACCAUCUCAAAAUCAAACAAAGGCAGAAGAGAGAAGAGAGGAAGAAAAUAGAGAAAAGAAAAACCUUCGUGCCCGCCAAACGCAAUUUCCCAAAAGGAAAAACCCUUUCGCGCUCUCUCCUCCCAAAUGACACAACCAUCAGCGCCUCCGCCUCCUCCUCCGCCGCUGGCGCCACCGCCACCGACAACUCCGCCGCCACCUCAGCAGACCGAGAGCGUCCGCGUCCGCUGCGCCGGCUGCCGAAUGAUCCUCACAGUCGCGCCUGGCCUCACGGAGUUCGCCUGCCCUACCUGCCGAAUGCCGCAGAUGCUUCCGCCGGAGCUCAUGCCUAGGGAGCGCGCCGCCGCACCAAAUGCGCUUACACCGGUGCCUCCGACGUCCGCUCCGCCGUCGCAGCCUCCGCACGCGCCUGCACACGGCAUUGAUCCCACUAAGAUCCAGCUUCCCUGCGCUUCUUGUAAAGCCAUCCUCAACGUUCCUCACGGCCUCGCGCGCUUCGCUUGCCCUCAGUGCAACGUUGACCUAGCCGUCGAUGUCUCCAAGGUGAAACAGUUCUUCCCCGCCGCUCCUCCGCCGGAAGAAGUUAACGAGGUUGCUGUUGAAGUGGAGCGAGAUGAGGACGAAGGUGGCAUGGUUGGAGAAACAUUUACAGACUAUCGACCACCAAAAGUAUCUAUUGGACCUCCACACCCAGAUCCUGUUGUGGAGACAUCUUCCUUGUCUGCAGUGCAGCCGCCUGAGCCAACUUAUGAUCCAAAAAUUAGAGAUGAUUUGGAGAGUUCAAAGACUUUAUCUUGCUUGCAAAUUGAGACAUUGGUCUAUGCUUGUCAGAGACACCUUCAACAUCUCCCAAAUGGUGCUAGGGCAGGAUUCUUUGUUGGAGAUGGAGCGGGUGUUGGUAAAGGUCGAACAAUUGCAGGGCUAAUUUGGGAGAACUGGCAUCAUGGAAGGAGGAAAGCUUUGUGGAUUUCUGUUGGUUCAGACUUGAAGUUUGAUGCUAGAAGAGACUUGGAUGAUGUGGGUGCAACAUGUGUUGAAGUGCAUGCUUUGAACAAACUGCCUUAUUCUAAGCUUGAUUCAAAGUCUGUUGGGAUCAGGGAGGGAGUUGUUUUCUCGACGUACAAUAGUCUCAUAGCCUCUUCUGAGAAAGGUCGUACUCGUCUCCAGCAGCUUGUACAGUGGUGUGGACCAGGGUUUGACGGUCUUAUAAUUUUUGACGAGUGUCAUAAAGCAAAAAAUUUGGUCCCUGAAGCUGGCAGUCAACCAACCCGAACUGGAGAGGCGGUGCUUGAUAUCCAGGACCGACUGCCUGAAGCUCGUGUUGUUUAUUGCUCAGCAACUGGAGCUUCUGAACCUCGCAACCUGGGUUAUAUGGUUCGGCUUGGUCUUUGGGGAGAUGGGACGUCCUUCUUAGAUUUUCGUGAAUUUUUAGGUGCUUUGGACAGAGGGGGUGUUGGAGCUCUUGAAUUAGUUGCCAUGGACAUGAAAGCAAGGGGUAUGUAUUUAUGUCGGACGCUUAGCUAUGAAGGUGCAGAGUUUGAAGUAAUUGAAGCACCUUUAGAAGAGAAAAUGAUGGAAAUAUAUAAAAAGGCAGCAGAAUUUUGGGCUGAAUUACGAGUAGAAUUGCUGUCAGCCAGUGCCUUCCUAAAUGAUAAACCUAAUUCUAGUCAACUAUGGCGCUUAUACUGGGCAAGCCAUCAGCGUUUCUUUAGGCACCUAUGUAUGUCUGCUAAAGUCCCUGCUGCUCUUAGACUAGCGAAGGAAGCAUUAGCUCAAGAAAAAUGUGUAGUCAUUGGUCUUCAGAGCACCGGAGAAGCUAGGACAGAGGAAGCUGUGACAAAAUAUGGUUCUGAACUUGAUGACUUUGUUUCUGGACCUCGAGAAUUGCUGCUUAAAUUUGUGGAAGAAAAUUACCCUUUACCAGAAAAACCUGAACUUCUCCCAGGAGAAGAUGGGGUAAAAGAACUCCAAAGGAAGAGGCACUCUGCAACUCCUGGUGUUUCAGUAAAAGGCAGGGUCAGAAAAGUAGCCAAGUGGCAACCUCCUAGUGAUGCUGAAAGUGAUGAAGAAUCUGAAACUGACUCUGGUGUUGAGUCUACUGACUCUGAUGAUGAGUUUCAAAUAUGUGAAAUUUGUACUACUGAGGAGGAAAGGAAAAAAUUGCUACAAUGUUCUUGCUGCGGUAAACUAGUCCAUUCCACAUGCUUGAUGCCACCAAUUGGUGAUGUAGUUCCUGAAGAGUGGUCAUGCCAUUUGUGUAAGGAAAAAACAGAUGAAUAUCUCCUAGCAAGACAGGCCUACAUAGCUGAACUUCAAAAGAGGUAUGAUGCAGCCUUGGAACGCAAGACAAAAAUAUCAGAGAUAAUUCGGUCUUUGGAUCUUCCAAAUAAUCCUUUGGAUGAUAUUGUUGAUCAGCUAGGAGGACCUGACAAAGUUGCAGAAAUGACAGGAAGGAGAGGCAUGCUUGUGAGGGCUGCUACGGGCAAGGGUGUAACUUAUCAGGCUCGUAAUACAAAAGAUGUGACCAUGGAAAUGGUUAAUAUGCAUGAAAAGCAGCUCUUUAUGGAUGGUAAAAAGUUGGUUGCUAUUAUCUCUGAGGCAGGAUCUGCUGGUGUUUCAUUGCAGGCUGAUAGACGAGCUGCAAAUCAGAAAAGAAGGGUUCAUUUAACCCUGGAACUUCCAUGGAGUGCUGACCGUGCAAUUCAACAGUUUGGAAGAACGCAUCGAUCAAAUCAAGCUUCCGCACCAGAAUACAGGAUACUCUUCACAAAUCUUGGUGGAGAACGAAGAUUUGCAUCAAUUGUUGCCAAAAGAUUAGAAUCUCUUGGUGCUUUGACUCAGGGUGACCGCAGGGCUGGACCUUCAUUAAGUGCUUAUAAUUAUGAUAGUGCCUAUGGAAAAAGGGCUCUGAUGAUUAUGUACAAAGGAAUAAUGGAGCAGGAUUCUCUGCCUGUGGUACCUCCGGGAUGUUCAUCUGACAAACCAGAUACAGUUCAUGAUUUUAUUGUGCAAGCAAAAGCUGCUCUUGUAUCUGUUGGAAUAGUAAGGGACACAGUCCUUGGUAAUGGUAAAGAUCUUGGAAGAUUAUCUGGUCGCAUUAUUGAUUCGGAUAUGCAUGAAGUUGGGCGGUUCCUCAACAGGAUUUUGGGACUACCUCCUGAUAUUCAGAAUGGGUUAUUUGAGUUAUUUGUUAGUAUCUUGGAUCUUCUUGUUCGGAAUGCUCGCAUUGAAGGUAACCUUGAUUCCGGCAUUGUUGACUUGAAAGCUAAUGUAAUUGAAUUACAAGGGACUCCAAAGACCGUUCAUGUUGAUCAAUUGACUGGGGCCUCAACAGUUUUGUUUACAUUCAUCUUAGAUCGUGGGAUCACAUGGGAGUUGGCAAAUACAAUGCUGAAUGAAAAGCAGAGGGAUGGGCUUGGUUCAGCCAAUGAUGGCUUCUACGAGUCCAAGAGGGAGUGGUUGGGAAGACGCCAUUUCAUUUUAGCAUUUGAAAGUUCUGCUUCGGGUAUGUAUAAAAUAGUUCGACCUCCUGUCGGAGAAUCAAACAGGGAGAUGCCUCUGUCUGAAUUAAAAAGUAAAUAUAGAAAAAUUUCGUCUUUAGAGAAGGCUCAGUCUGGUUGGGAAGAGGAAUAUGAAGUUUCAUCCAAACAGUGUAUGCACGGUCCCAAUUGUAAGAUUGGCAACUUUUGUACAGUUGGUAGAAGACUACAGGAAGUGAAUGUCUUGGGUGGCCUCAUCCUUCCUGUGUGGGGAGCCGUAGAAAAGGCCCUUUCAAAACAGGCCCGUCUAAGCCAUAGGAGGUUACGCGUUGUACGCAUUGAAACUACUGUGGACACCCAACGUAUUGUUGGGCUUCUUGUUCCUAAUGCAGCAGUGGAAACUGUGCUUCAAGAUUUAGCAUGGGUUCAAGAAAUUGAUGAUUGACAGACAUGUGACAGUAGGAUGUGCUCGACUUUUUUUUUGCGAAGUUUGAAUUUCGGUACCACCUUUUGGCAGUUGCUUGCGCUACCACUGAUAUUUGGUUUCUUCAAAUGUCGACAAGCAAUUAUUUUUUUUGGAAAAGGCUCUACAUUGACGCAGAAUUUUUUUGAGGGGAAGGACUCAAUCUCUUCGGCCCGCAACACAAUUGUGCAGUCUCAUUUUUAGUAUUAUUUUGUCACCCAUUUAGGGAUGUAAUUCGAUUUUGUAUAUUUGUAAAGAUGAUUUACUGAAAAAGCGAAACAGUAGAUAGCUAGGUUGUAUCACAUAUAGUCCAGUCAAUCUGAACUAGUUUGUAUCAGAUAUCCCGAAUGAUUACUGAAAUCAUAGUUGAAGUAAAUAUUCCUUUUGAGCAA